Molecule: messenger RNA, 1214 nt
Organism: Betta splendens (Siamese fighting fish)
Lineage: Eukaryota; Metazoa; Chordata; Actinopteri; Anabantiformes; Osphronemidae
Gene: btg3
Product: B-cell translocation gene 3
Exons: 5
Coding region: 189-893 (234 amino acids)
Biological process (GO): negative regulation of mitotic cell cycle; negative regulation of cell population proliferation
Cellular component (GO): cytoplasm; nucleus
Source: RefSeq, a predicted model, not a curated record
CGUGUGGAACUUUUUGAAGCCAAUGAUAAUUGACGGGAGGCGGGAGUUGUCGCGUAAGAGGCGGGGCCAAUAAUCGAAUUUUGAGUUCGCUCUGCUGCCUGACUCCUCACUCUGUAAUGUUCUCCUUCACGCGGAAUGACAGCACUUAUGAAAUACGCUGCCCUCACGUAAUGAAGCAUAUGUGAAAAAUGAGGAGAGAAAUUGCAGCUGUUGUGUUCUUCCUGAAGAGGCUUGUGACAAAAGGCGAUAAGGUGGAAUCGGACAAGGUGGAGCUCUUUGUCGAGCGGCUGGCCGUUGCACUGCAGGAGAAGUUCAAGGGGCACUGGUACCCUGACAACCCCAGCAAAGGACAUGCACACAGGUGCAUUCGAGUGAACAGGUUUUACAGGCAGGAUCCAGAGAUCCUUCGGGCCUGCCAAGAGAGUGGAAUUCAAUACAGUGACUUAGGACUACCUCGUGAACUUACACUUUGGGUGGACCCUGGGGAGGUCUGUUGCAGGUAUGGAGAACAAAAUCCUUGUUUCUCAGUGGCCACUUUCUGCAGUGAUGAGGAAGACAAAGAUGUUACAAAGAAAGUGACCACAGCUUUGGAAAGGGUGACUUCAGACUACCAUUCAGGGUCUUCCUCUGAUGAGGAGAGCACACACACUUCCCCUCACUCUAUGCCCAUCAGCCAAUGUACUAUCCAGGCCAUGAACCCAGAUGCUCCUUCUUGGCAUCCUAGAAAAACGGUACCAGGGAAGGGUCCCGUCCCUUCACGACCUCACUACGGUUUUAGGCCUCGCAGCAGAGCUCCCCUUACUGCAAGACAUAGUCUAUGGGUUCCUCCAGGCUUUAGAGGAGGGUCUGGAUACUGGGACACAAACCACAGUUUGGCACAUUGUUACAGUUAGAAAUCAUGGCUCAUAUUGUUCACACUGGAUGUUAAACCUGAAGACAAUUUGAAGAUGACAGAUUUUUUUUUCCAUUUUUUUAUAGCAGUUUUUUGCACUUUAGACUAUUUGUUAUAGUUUAAAUAAGUCACUUGUAUUAAAUUAGAUAUUAAAAUUGGAAUACUACACGAAGUCUUGAAGUAAUGUAUUUUUUUAUAAUGGGAGAUCUUCAUGUAUUGCACCUGCUGUUCUUUGUGAUAAAUGUUUUAUUUAUUCAUGGUGUACAAUUGUGCAGAGACCUGAUCCUAUUGUGUUUUAAUAAACAAUUUCCAAGCAUCACAA